AUUGUUGAACUGUUGCAUAAAUUCAGAUAGAAAAAUGUAAACAUUACUGAAAUAAUCUUAUUGUAUCUUCAGUUUGACUUGUUUAUUGAUAGUAUACAUUCAACGGUAUGGCCAAUUUUUAUUUUUAUUUAACCUUUAUUUAACCAGGAAGUCCUACUGACAUUAGAAAUCUCGUUUACAAGACAGACCUGGCAACGGUAGUGAUAUAAAACAGGUGUAUGAUACAUAAAUGAGCAAUAAAACAGUAAAACCAGCUCAACUACAGAUUUAUCCAGAACAUACAUCUGAGUAUAAAAAACUAACCCUGUCAUUGUUUCCUUAUGAUAUGGGUCAGUAUAUACUGUAAUAGCGGGAAUUUUUGAGUUUAACAUAGUUGACAGGUAUCAUUGUUAACAUUUUGGCUGUUUCCAAACAUCAACAUGGCUGCAUAUAACCACAUGGCAUUUUUACAGAAAGAUUCUUCUCAAUAUUUUACUGUAUAUGCAGUUGAGGAAAUUGAAACUGAGAGUUAUUUAUGAAUAUUGGAGCAGGUCAAGUGAUUUGGAUUUACCACACUUUCUUGAGAGGUGGGAUGUGAUGUGUUUGUAGUGGGUAACUCUCAUUUUAACAAAAACAACACAAUCAAAACAUAUUUUGAAUGAGCUAAUUUUAUUAUUGAUUAGCUAAUUAGCAAGUGGUUAUUAUUUAAUUCGGAUGGUUAUUUAGUGACAUUUUAGUGAUAUCUAAUCUAGUAGUUUGUUUGUUUGUUUUAAUAAGUGAUUGUUUCCUUGAUAAAUAAUUACGGAUUUUGUAAAGACAUGAUCAUAAGGAACAAAUACGUUAUUUUAUUUAUUUUUUUGUUUUUUACUUUUAAUAAAAAUGUAUGCAAGGCAAUAUCCCACGGACUUCAGUCACUUUAUAUAUUGACCCAUAUACUAAUUGUUCACCCGGGUAGUCAAUCAGAGCAGAGCUGAAACUAUCAACGUGUUCUUUAACUUCUUAUUUUCGUCAUCAUUUAAAAGAUCUUUGCACCACUCUGAUGCCGUAAUCGGUGUCCAAACACCUCAAAUAUUCGAGGCUCUUUCCUGAGAUACGAACGAUUUUACACGUUAUUUAUUAACUCGCCCACUGCCCUCAGACUAGAAAUGUGCUUGUUGUUCUGCUUGUGUGAAUGUUCCUAAGGCGCGAACAAUAGGGCCAAACUGGUCUCUACCGAAUUCAAUCAAAACGUUCAGGUCUAAUCAGGUAAAUAAUGGUGUCCUGAUAAUGAAUCGACAUCUUCCUGGUUAUCAGUGAUCAUGAAAUAGUCUGCUCAGCGAAUGCCGUCGAGAUUGAGCGCAAACCUCAUGAUGCAGCUGGGGAGAAUCAUUCUAUCUUGCUAAGGGAAGACGAUCCGCUUUACUCUUAAUUGACAACACAGCGACCCUUGUCGCCGUGUUGUCUGAAAGCAACGUGUCACUAAACGUCCUGAGAUGUUAUUAAGCUGGUGAAACUAUUUGUUCCGUCUUUCGGCUUUUGGUUGUAUACGUGCGUAACGGGAAAUAACACGGAGAAAGGUCAUAUUUGAGAAAUAUUUGGCAAUGCACCGAGACCAUUGUUAUUCAAAAUUAAGGAUCAAAUUUCGGUCUCAUUGUCCCUUUCUCCGCGUUUCACGAUGACACAUCUCUUCUGUGUUAAUUUUCUUGUAACGUGGCAGCGUAAGUCAAUAUGGUUUGCGAUUUUCCCUCUUGAUUACCUAAAGUUUAUAAAUAGCAAAAACCUGUUGAACGAGAACACCAAAUUUGCCGCUUAUAACAAUCUUUACGAUUAAAACAGGACCUAAUUCCCUUGAAACUCCGCUUAAAUGAGCUUUUUUGUCCCAAAGAGCAAACACCAGAGGGCUAAAUCGACCACUUCCAAAUUAAAUCAAAACGCUCAGACUUAAUCAACAGCCCAUUAAAGUGUCCUGAUAAUAAAUAGAUCUUCUCUCUCUUUUUUUAAGUAUGCUAACGAUUAUAAGCGAUCAAGAAAGCGAUACGACGUUAAGACGAAGCGUCAAUUGAUCAUCUUUCCAAUCCUCGUAAUGCUUUUGUGGGGAACUGAAGGUCCGUGAGGUUUCUUUUCAAGACUGAUGUCUUCAAAACUGAUUGGAUGCGAGCAUCAAUUAUCAGCAGGGCUCUGUUGUCCCUUCCGUGUGCUAUGCGCAGAUCUAAAAGCCGCUUGUCAGGAAGAGCAAACUAACAGAAACAAACAGACUGCGCGUCUGAAUCAGAACUACACACGUGGGAAUAUGGGAAUCUAAAGGGUUAUUUUUAAAAAAACAAAAACAAAAAAAAAACUAGGGUUCAAAACAGAUCCACUGCAGAGACCCAUGGUCUGUGCUUGAUGGCACAGGGUGCUUAUAGCGCAAUGUUACCCAAAAUCACUUAAACUGUUAAACUGACUUGGUGCAUUUUUUUCUGCAGUUAAAAUAAACAAACUACACUAAACAACAUAUCAUUAAACUACAGUAACUCGCGCUCGCGAUCUGAUAAAUCCUAUAACCUAUUGUGCGCACUAUUGAUAAAUAGCCAUGCAUGUUUCAAGUGAUAUUUGUUUUUAUAAAAUAAACCAAUGGUCCAAAGCCACUUCUCCAUCUUCACAUCAAAUCAAUCACCCCUCAAUCUACGCCUGGCCGUGUGAGCAGUCGUCCUAUUGUUAUGCUGAUCGAGCGCUUCCUCCCAAGCUAUAUAUUGAAAAGGCAGGUCAGGCGGCCGUGGUGCAGAUGGCAUCUUUCUUUUGACGUCCACUCACAAAAAAAGCCAUUACCAAUUUGGCAACUGGAUUCGGAGUUUUCUUUUUCUUAGCUAGAAAGCGAAUAGUUUAGACACUACAUCUUGACAGUUGGUACAGAUACAGAUUUGAACUGGUGGGACUUGGAUUUGAAGUCGGUGAUUUUUAAAAUGUCAUCUUCUACUUCAUCUCAUCGAGGCAUGUACGCGUAACACCCGAUAGCCACCUUGAAAGGAUUUCAGUAGAUUUGGAAAGUCUGCUUGGCAGCCGCGCGGAAAACUUGGAUUUGGGCGAAACCCUUUUUCCUUUCUUUCUUUUUUUCUUUUUUUGUCGUUGUUGUGGAUCCUUUUUUUUUGCGUCUUUACGCGGCACAUGCUUGGCGCAGAAACAAGUUCAACUGUUUAUUGUGUGGUUCAAGAAGACGGGUGUCUGGAAUCCCAAAAGACUGAAACGAAAUCUCACAUUUUCAGUGACUCAGCGUGCCUGAUACGCGGCCAGAUAUUUCAGUUUCAGGGUUACAAGAUGACAAUGGCACCUAUCAAGCCCAUCCUCGACAAGGCUGGACAUUGAAACUGUGCGUGGCCACUGAGCCGGACCUUGAAGAUUGAAUGCAUGUUUGGCACGGUACCUAUUCGUCUGAAUCCCCACCUUGUAGGUUACGCACCUGGCCUCCCUCAAAUGCACUUAUAGCGCGCGGCUUUGACUUUACUCCUCUCUCAGCUCUACUGUUUUUACGCAUGACUCCCACCAUGGUGGAACCCAGCGGCCUGGAUAUUAUGUGCCUGAACAAGUAUUGUCACAGCUCCUCGUCGUCGUCCAGCUCCGAGCCCGACAAGAAGAUUUUCGCAAAACUAAAGCUCAACUUGUCAGGGGACUAUCCGAGGAAGAACGCAGAGAUCCUCAGCGGUCAGUACGGCACCAAUUUGCUUCUGAUCGGGGCGGCGCUGAUGCUGGCCAUUGCGCAGCCUGACUCGUCUGUCAAGGAAGAGCACUUGUUGUCCUUUGCCACCUGCCUCAUGAUCCUCCAGCUGUUCUGGAUGCUGUGGUACAUUCUGGUGCGGGACAGGCAGAAGAACGCGCGGACUGAGAAAGAUGUCCACGCAACCACAUGCUGGAUAAGAGGUGGGCUGACUCUCCUCGCACUCCUUUCACUCAUUAUGGACGCUUUCCGAAUCGGGUAUUAUGUCGGCUAUAAGUCUUGUGUGUCGGCUGUAUUCGGGGUAUAUCCUGUCAUCCAUGUAACUCACACCAUUGCACAGGUGCAUUUUCUGUGGUUUCACAUCAAGGAUGUCAUCAAGAGCUUUGAAAUUUUUGAAAGAUUCGGUGUGAUCCACGCGGUGUUUACCAACCUCCUCUUGUGGUGCAGUGGCGUGAUGUCUGAAGCUGAGCACUUUUUGAACAACCAUAUAAGAAGACUCUCUGCCCUGGGCUACGAAAAUCUCACUAUAGAACACGUACAACCGGAAUGUAACUGCACCACCAACACAUGCUCCAUGUUCUCCAGCAGCCUCUCCUAUCUCUACCCCUUCAACAUCGAGUACCACAUCUUUGUCUCUGCCUUGCUUUUUGUCAUGUGGAAGAACAUCGGACGCACCAUAGACCUCUCCUCCAACCAGAAAAAACUUGUUACCAAAACCCAGGGCUUGACCGUAGGCCCCAUUCUGGGUCUGCUUACACUGGCCAGCACCAUUGGGAUACUGGUGGUCUACAUCACACACAUUGAGCAGUCCUCCCAAAUGCGUCAGUCGGCCAUUUCUAUGUUCUACAUUUACGGUAUUGUCAUGCUGGCGGUCAUGUGCUUUGCUGGAGCUUUAGGUCUGCUCAUAUACCGAGCGAACCACAUGCCACUGGACACCUCCAAGAACCCGUCAAGACAGCUGGACACGGAGCUUCUGGUAGGAUCCUCGAUCGGUUCCUGGUUCAUGUCCUGGUGCAGCAUAGUGGCUGUCUUCAGCACCGACAGCAGCCCUCCGUAUCGCUGGACCAUCCUGGUCUACUCUCUGCUCAUCGUGUUGGAGAAGUACAUCCAGAACCUCUUCAUAAUAGAGUCCCUGUAUCGCCAGCAGGAGGAUGGAGCAAGGGGAGACCCAGAGUUGCCGGCUUCUCCAGAAAUCUUCUCGGUGACGUCCUCUCUGGCUCCGCCGUACAAUGGCAUCAUCAACAGAGCCUAUGAGACUCCGGACAGGGCCUGCGUCACCAUGGAGAACGAGCAGGAGGAGAGCGGACAGGUGUACGGAUGUCCGCGGAAACCCUCGGAGGUUCCGCUGCCGGUGGGCAACAGGGUGGUGGAGCACCGCAACAUAAAGAGGCAGAUCCUGAAAAACAUCGCCGUUUUGCUGAUAAUGUGCAAUGUUUCGCUGUGGAUCCUUCCAGCCUUUGGCUGCAGGCCACAGUACGACAACGGGCUGGAACAGGAGACGUUUGGCUUCAGCAUGUGGACCACAGUUCUCAAUUUCGCCAUCCCUUUGAACCUUUUCUACCGCAUCCACUCAGUCGCCUCCCUCUUCGAGGUGUUCCGCCGAGUCUGACAAGAAUAGCAGGUGACUGACAAUGCCAGAUAACAUGCACAGGAACACUUGUCACCACCGGCUCCUGGGAGUGUCUCACAGCGCAGGUCAACCGUUCAGGAGGCACUCCGGGUCACACUCCAGCAGACUUGAAAGUAAGCCGUGGAGACAAACAAAAUGUAGGUCCCUCGGUGUGGGGAUUAUGAAGGAAGAUGAACCUAUUAGCCUGCGUUCCUUGAAGAAUUACCUUGCACGGCGCAAGGUUUAUUAAAGACGGUGAUGAAAAGAAUCCUCGCUUUCAUGAAUUUAGAAAGGCCCCUUUGUACAUUUUGUUCUGUAGUCACAUUGCAGUAGGUUUUCCAACUGGGGGAUGGUGUACAUUAUCGGCUUAUACGUUUAUUGUCAGACUCACAUUUUGUACUGUUUCAUAUUAGAGAAUGAAACUAUAUAAUCUACUAUUGACGUGAUUACCAUAGCUGGAAAUACUCGAGUGAAGCCACAGAAAUACCUACUAGUCUAAAUAUCCAGUAAGUUAAUAGUACUGUAUUUACCAGAGCCACAUAUGCUUCGGACUUGACCAAUAUUUGUUCUGCACUCGAAAUGUGCAUACUGUUUAUGGAUAUGGUUCUCAUUCACUUCUCUCAGUAGUUCAGCAGUUCAACGCGUGAACUGCAAGGCAGGUGACAACCUUAGCACUAUAUGUUAAAUAAUCAUUGAAGUUGGAUUUUAGUUCUCAGAAGUAGCUCUCUUUCUCUCAGUGAUUCAAGAUUCCUCAGUUUCACCUUGCAUGAUGACCCUCUGCUCUCUGAAGCUGAUGAAAAUGUUUUACUGGAGCAAACCUUUCUCUCGAUUGUACAGGUGUGCACAGUGCAAUGAGAAAGGCAAGGUGACAACUGUCAGAAAUGCUCUCAGAAAACAUUGGAUUCAUGAAACAUGAUCAUGUAUCAGGACGGUUUCUGGACAAACACACGUUUCUGUGAUAACAAAUGCUACACCACCCAAGAGACCGACGCCUCAGCAGUAAAAAUCAUCACAAGUGACAACACUUGUUUCUUUUCUUUUUUUUAUGUUAAGCACAAAUAGAUAUUUGUACUGUACGAGUUUAUAACAAAUCAAUGACAUCCAGCAGGUUCUCAACCUGGUGCUAUCAUCUGCAUGUGUCCUCAGUAUGUGCCAAGUUGCAGUAAAAUCCUUGUUUUAUUUAAUUAUUAUUUUUUUGAAUUUGUUUCUCAGAUUGCAACAUUACUUCCUGCUUUGUAAAUACCGCUCAACGCUGAUCAAAAUCACUCAGAGGUCAUGAAAUGAUUUUGUGUAAUUCCAGUUACAUGGUGCUGAUAAGAAAUUAAGUGUAUGGCAGUGAUGGAUGUGUAUCUUUUGAUUAUUGAAAUAAAGCAUAGUUUACUUUUUUUCAUAUA
Mugil cephalus (flathead mullet) is the source of this 6652-nucleotide messenger RNA. It is a transcript of the gene otop1, whose product is annotated as otopetrin 1. NCBI's taxonomy places the organism in Eukaryota, Metazoa, Chordata, Actinopteri, Mugiliformes, Mugilidae. Gene Ontology annotation, biological process: inner ear morphogenesis; proton transmembrane transport. The transcript is spliced from 6 exons. The coding region runs from base 3339 to 5258 and encodes 639 amino acids. Gene Ontology annotation, molecular function: proton channel activity. Gene Ontology annotation, cellular component: membrane. The record is from RefSeq and is a predicted model, not a curated record.